CACAAGGAUCGCAGGAACAUUUUACUACCACUUAAAGUACGCGACAUUUAAAAGCAGAGUGAAAACAAGAUGGCCUGGACGAAAUGGCAAUUCGUGCUCGCGCUUACGAUGGUUGUUACGGGCUCGAUUAACACUCUGAGUACAAAGUGGGCCGACAACAUCGAAUCCGAAGGCUCGGAUGGACAAGUGCGACGGUUCGAGCACCCGUUUGUGCAAGCCUGUGCCAUGUUCAUCGGCGAAUUCCUUUGUUUACUCGCAUUCAAAGGCGUUUACUACCACAUGCGUCGCAAGAACAAUGGAGCUGAAGAUCGGCAUGACCUCGUGCGCGGCAAUCGCGAGUUUAGCCCCUUUGUCCUGUUCGUGCCGGCCAUGUGCGAUAUGCUGGCCACUUCCAUUAUGUACGUCGGGCUGAAUCUGACCUAUCCCUCUAGUUUUCAGCUGCUGAGAGGAUCAGUUAUAAUCUUUGUGGGCAUACUGAGUGUUGCAUUCCUAAACCGGACACUCGUGAAACGAGAAUGGAUUGGAAUCGGUUUCAUAAUGGUAGGUUUGGUAGUGGUCGGAAUGUCCGACGUGGUAUCGAACGAUGACACCGGUUCCCAGUACACUCGCAAUAACGUUAUCACCGGCGACUUGCUGAUCAUACUGGCACAAAUAAUCACCGCCGUCCAGAUGGUGUAUGAGGAGUACUAUGUGGCUGGCUUAGAUAUUCCCGCGUUGCAGGCUGUUGGAUGGGAAGGAUUCUUUGGGUUCUCAGUGCUCGGUUCGUUGCUGCUACCGAUGUACUUCAUACGCGUGAUGUCACCGUUCAACAACAAUGCCCACGGUGUGCUGGAGGAUCUACCGGAUGCUCUGGCGCAGAUCAAGAACAACUACCAACUGAUCCUUGCGAUCGGUGGAACGGUUGUGUCGAUCGCAUUCUUCAACUUUGCCGGUAUCAGUGUCACGAAGGAAAUAUCCGCCACCACCCGUAUGGUGCUUGAUUCCGUGCGUACGCUCGUCGUGUGGAUGGUUUCGUUGUUGCUGGUGUGGCAAAAGUUCCACUACCUACAGUUGAUCGGGUUUGCGGGGCUUCUGUUUGGCAUGUGCCUGUACAAUGAUAUUCUGGUGCUGCAAACGUACCGGCGCGUGAAGGUUGCGCUGUUGCUUCGCAUAGGACGGCAGUCGGCUGAUAGGAUGAGCGAGGUCAUUAUUAACCGGCAGGCCGAUGAACCGGACCGUUAGACUGAAGCUGUGCGACUGAAGGAUAUCUGCGUGCGGAGCUGGCAGCAGUUGUCCCCAUGGGAUUCGUUUCUUACGUGUUUAAUGUUGUAAUUCUUCUUUUGAUACUCAUAGAAGCGUGUAUCAAAAGUUCAUCUCACUGAUCGACUCUUUACUGGUAGGGGAAUAAAAUUGUAACUAAAACAAA
Anopheles coustani is the source of this 1405-nucleotide messenger RNA. It is a transcript of the gene Tango9, whose product is annotated as solute carrier family 35 member F6. Gene Ontology annotation, cellular component: intracellular membrane-bounded organelle; membrane. NCBI's taxonomy places the organism in Eukaryota, Metazoa, Arthropoda, Insecta, Diptera, Culicidae. Gene Ontology annotation, biological process: transmembrane transport. The transcript has 6 exons. Gene Ontology annotation, molecular function: transmembrane transporter activity. The record is from RefSeq and is a predicted model, not a curated record. Bases 70 to 1221 code for a protein of 383 amino acids.